GAUCGCGAGCGCCGCGGCAACGACCGCGACCGCCGCGGAGAGGACCGAGGUCGCGACGGCCGGGAGGGCCGUGGUGGCGAUGAAGAUCGUCCUGACCGGCGCUACGCCGCGGCCACCACGCCCACCUUGCGACCCAGGCCGGGCCAGGAGGAGCGUGGAGGCUACGGCAAAGGUGGUAAAGGCUUCGGAUCCAACUGGGGCAAUCGCGACUUUGGUCGGGACGAGAAAGGCAAAGGCAAGGGUCGGCCUGAGUGGAACCCUGGCUUGGCAAGGAAUUUGGACCUGGAAAACGAGAAGGGCGGCGGCCGCGGGCGGAUGCAGUGGUACAGCGACCACGACGACCGCCAGGAGGGGAACGUUCAGAGACGACGUGGAGGUAGCCCUGACAAUUGGAAGCACGACAUGUUCGAAGAGCUCACCAAGCAGGCAGAUCCUAAGAAGGAAGCUGCAGAGGCCGAGUCCGAGGACAGAAAUGAGAAGUCAAAGGCAAAAAAGGAUGAAAAGGGUGAUAAAGAAGAGAAGGAGGAAGCCGAGGAAGCUUCUGAGAGUGAUGGCGAUUAG
Messenger RNA from Durusdinium trenchii, 561 nucleotides. The record is from the annotation of a GenBank genome assembly. Lineage: Eukaryota; Dinophyceae; Suessiales; Symbiodiniaceae.